UUCUCUCGCUCUCUAUAUGUAUAUACAGACCUUGCUGGAUAUCGUGCCGCCUAUCCAUUCCGAAAGAGUACCCUACUGAAACUCGAGGAGCAAAUCAGCGAGAUACGUGAAAACAUGUCCUUUGCACUAGAUGUGCUACAGCUCAAAAGCCACAAUCAGACCCAAGAGGGCAUAUUGGAAGUCAAAUCGCUUGUCGAGCGAAUAAGAGCCAGUCAUCUCUCUGUCACAAUUCGUGACUGGCUUCUGCCACCAGAUGCAUCUCUUAAUCAUAACGUUGCAUGUGCGAAACGUCAUCAAAGUACAGGGCUAUGGUUCGUCAACGGCCAUCACUUUGCGAAUUGGCUGGUAGAACGCAAUUCCUUCCUCUGGUUGAAUGGCUUUGCAGGUUGUGGCAAGUCGGUCCUCUGCUCAACUGCAAUCCAGCAUACAUUUCGUGAGAUGAAGGACAGGCGUGAAGUAGGGAUCGCGUUCUUUUACUUUUCAUUCAACGAUGAGUCAAAGCAAGAUGAUAACGGGAUGUUACGCGCAUUGCUAUGGCAACUAUCAGGGCAGCUCCAAGAUGGCGAAAGGGACUUAGAGCAACUCUAUACAUUGUAUAAGUCAGGUACUCCUCCAGUGGAGGUGCUACUCGACUUUCUUCAACGCUUCCUAGCCCGAUUCCGCGACAGUUAUAUUUUACUCGAUGCACUAGACGAAAGCCCCCGCGACCACAAUAGAGAAGGAGUUCUAAGAGCGAUACAGAUAAUACGCAGUUGGUCCUUACCUAGUGUCCAUCUUUUGACAACGAGUCGUACCGAACUUGAUAUCCGUGCAUCCUUGGAUCCUUCUUGCGAUCAAGAUAUUUCUCUGAGGAAUUCGGAAAUUGAUACAGACAUAGAAAACUUUGUCUCUCAUCAGCUCUAUAACGAUCCAAAAAUCGAGAGGUGGAAAGCGCGUCACGGGGAAAUUCAAACACAAUUGACAGCAGGUGCACAGGGAGUAUUCAGAUACGUUGAAUGUCAGUUCAAUGCCCUUAGGCGGGCACGAAACCGGAACCAGCUUGAUGAAUGCCUCCGUACAUUGCCCCGCGAUCUCGAUGAGACAUACGAGCGAAUCUUGUGUAAUAUCAGCGAAGAAUACGUGGAGGACGUGCGUCGGGUUUUGACUGUCCUCUGCACCUCUACUCGACCGCUCACAGUAAAUGAGCUAAUCGACGCCCACGCUAUUGAUCUUAGCGAGCCGCCGCAUCUUGAUCGUGAUGGUCGAUCGUACGAGCAAGAUGAUCUUGUUGACAUUUGCCUCGGUCUUAUCGAGAUUGCAGCCACGGAAGAUGAUAAUAGCCAAGACAAGUUGACUGCCCGCAUAGCGCAUUUCUCUGUUCAAGAAUAUCUUCAGUCAGAUCGCAUCGAACAACAAAAGUCAGCAAGAUUUGCCAUUCAAAGUGCACCUGCGAAUGCAGAAUUAGCCCGGAUCUGUGUUGUCUACCUCUUAGAGCCAAGUCUCUCUAGGGGAAUGUUAGAUGCGAAAAAGCUUACAGAGUUUCCACUUGCUCAUUUCGCUGCCAGUUAUUGGUUUCAUCACUAUGCAAACUCCAUGGAAGGGAAGCCGGAAAUUGAGCGACUACUGCUAGGGCUUUUCAAAGACAAGACAAAGGCUUUCGCGACGUGGAUACGUUUACAUGACAUAGACGCUCCAGAGUAUAGCAGAGGUCUUUCUUACCGCCCUAUUGCUGAUAUAGCAUUGCCUCCUUAUUACGCAGCCAUGUUGGGAUUGGAAUCCGUCCUAAGCAGCAUCUUAGAAAUGGACACCAGAGAGGCAAGUAUAUCGAGAACAGUAAAUGCUCAAGGUGGGCGGCUCCGCUAUGCACUCCAAGCUGCAUCAUUGAACGGACAUAAAAGAGUGGCGCACAUGCUGCUAGAUCGAGGUGCCGACGUCAACGCCCAAGGCGGACAGUAUGGCAAUGCAUUACAAGCUGCAUCAGUCAACGGCCAUGAAAAGGUGGUGCAAAUAUUGCUAGAUCGAGGCGCCGACGUCAACGCCCAAGGCGCAUUUUAUGGCAAUGCAUUACAGGCUGCAUCAGUCUACGGCCAUGAAAGGGUGGUGCAGAUGCUACUAGAUCGAGGUGCCAACGCUAAUGCCCGAAGUGGAUUUUAUGGCAAUGCACUACAGGCUGCAUCAGAGGAAGGCUAUGAAAGGGUGGUCAAGAUGCUGCUUGAUCGAGGUGCCAAUGUGAACGCCCAAGGUGGAGAGUAUGGCAAUGCACUGCAAGCUGCAUCAUAUAGAGGCCAUGAGAAGGUGGUCAAGAUGCUGCUUGAUCGAGGUGCCGACGUCAACGCCCGAGGUGGAUACUAUGGCAAUGCAUUACAGGCUGCAUCACUUCACGGCCAUGAAAAGGUGGUGCAGAUGCUACUGGAUCAAGGUGCAGAAGUCAACGCCCAAGGCGGACAGUAUGGCAAUGCACUACAGGCUGCAUCAGAGGAAGGCCAUGACCAGGUGGUGCAGAUGCUGCUAGAUCAAGGUGCAGAAGUCAACGCCCAAGGCGGACAGUAUGGCAAUGCACUACAGGCUGCAUCAGAGGAAGGCCAUGACCAGGUGGUGCAGAUGCUGCUAGAUCGGGGUGCCGACGUCAACGCCCAAGGCGGGCAGUAUGGCAAUGCAUUACAGGCUGCAUCAGUCUACGGCCAUGAAAGGGUGGUGCAGAUGCUACUGGAUCAAGGUGCAGAAGUCAAUGCCCAAGGUGGAGAGCAUGGCAAUGCACUACAGGCUGCAUCAGGCAAUGGCCAUGAGAAGGUGGUCAAGAUGCUGCUCGAUCGAGGCGCCGACGUCAACGCCCUACGCGGAUACUAUGGCAAUGCACUACAGGCUGCAUCAAAGGAAGGCCAUGAAAACACGGUGCAAAUAUUGCUAGAGCGAGGUGCCAAUGUGAACGCCCAAGGUGGACAUUUUGGCAAUGCACUUCAGGCUGCAUCAGAGGAAGGUCAUGAAAACGUGGUCAAGAUGCUGCUUGAUCGAGAUGCAGAUGUCAACGCUGAAGGUGGAUAUUGCGGCAAUGCACUACAGGCUGCAUCAGAGGAAGGCCAUGAAAAGGUGGUGCAGAUGUUGCUGGAUCGAGGUGCCGACAUCAACGCUCCAGGCGGAUAUUAUGGCAAUGCACUACAGGCUGCAUCACGCAAUGGCGAUGAAACAGUGGUGCAGAUACUACUAGACCGAGGUGCCGACGUCAACGCCCAUGGUGGAAAAUAUGACAAUGCACUGCAGGCUGCAGCAAAAAAAGGCUAUGAAAGGGUGGUCAAGAUGCUGGUUAAUGGAGGUGCCGAUGUCAACGCCCAAGGUGGAAAGUACGGCAAUGCACUACAGGCUGCAUCUCGCAAUGGCCAUGAAAAGGUGGUGCAGAUGCUACUGAGUCGAGGUGCCAAUGUGAACGCCCAAGGUGAAUGUCAUGGCAAUGCACUACAGGCCGUAUCACUCGACGGCCAUUAA
Messenger RNA from Penicillium lagena, 3459 nucleotides. RefSeq names its product ankyrin repeat domain-containing protein. The record is from RefSeq and is a predicted model, not a curated record. NCBI's taxonomy places the organism in Eukaryota, Fungi, Ascomycota, Eurotiomycetes, Eurotiales, Aspergillaceae. Gene Ontology annotation, molecular function: protein binding. The annotation marks the transcript as partial. The transcript has 2 exons.